AUGAUAUCCCAACUCUCAAUUACAGGAGUCUCUUCGUGCACUCCAAGUUUUAAGAUAUACCCUGUUGAUGUGCAGGUUGGACGGCAAGAGAACGCUAUCGGAUGGUACCACAGCCAUCCUGGCUACGGGUGUUGGCUUUCUGGAAUCGAUGUAUCCACACAGAUGUUGAAUCAAAACUUCCAAGAGCCAUUUGUGGCCAUUGUCAUCGAUCCUGUGAGAACCAUCUCCGCUGGUAAAGUCUGUCUUGGAGCAUUCAGGACAUAUCCUAAGGGCUACAAACCAGCCAACGAGGAGCCCUCCGAGUACCAGACUAUCCCACUAAACAAGAUAGAGGACUUCGGGGUCCACUGCAAGCAGUACUAUUCGCUUGAGGUGUCCUACUUCAAAUCCUCGCUGGACCGACGACUCUUGGAUUCGCUCUGGAACAAGUACUGGGUGAACACUCUGAGCUCAAGCAGCCUCCUGACCAACGCUGACUACACCACGGGCCAGAUCUUUGACCUCAGCGACAAGCUUGAGCAAUCGGAGGCGGCAUUGGGACGCGGUGGCCUCAUUGUGGGUCUUGGGGUACAUGAGUCAUCAGAGAAGCGAACCGAAGAUAAACUCCUCAAGGCUACUAAGGACAGCUGCAAGACUACCAUUGAGAUUAUCCAUGGAUUGAUGGCACAGAUGAUCAAGGAUCGGCUGUUCAACCACAUCAAAGUUAAUAAGGCCGAUGUGUAGAUAGAUAGUUACUUAAGAUUUUGGAUUGUUUAUUUGUAACACUUCAUGUAAAAUAUAAUACUUAUUCAAAUAUCA
Molecule: messenger RNA, 798 nt
Organism: Homalodisca vitripennis (glassy-winged sharpshooter)
Lineage: Eukaryota; Metazoa; Arthropoda; Insecta; Hemiptera; Cicadellidae
Product: COP9 signalosome complex subunit 5-like
Exons: 3
Coding region: 1-723 (240 amino acids)
Biological process (GO): protein deneddylation
Cellular component (GO): COP9 signalosome; cytoplasm
Molecular function (GO): deNEDDylase activity; metallopeptidase activity; protein binding
Source: RefSeq, a predicted model, not a curated record